This is a messenger RNA of Cantharellus anzutake, 2010 nucleotides long. RefSeq lists its product as uncharacterized. The transcript has 4 exons. Bases 1 to 2010 code for a protein of 669 amino acids. The record is from RefSeq and is a predicted model, not a curated record. NCBI's taxonomy places the organism in Eukaryota, Fungi, Basidiomycota, Agaricomycetes, Cantharellales, Hydnaceae.
AUGUCGCACCUCAGCUCCGGAGCCUUCGUCUCGGGCGCAGCCAGCACAGAGUUAUCCAGUCUAGUUCUUCAUAUCGAGGGGCUACCCGAGGAGGUUACAUACGGUACCCUCGCACAGUCUGCUAAGAAAUCGCUUACUCAGCUCGUCUCAUUGCACUACGCUUUGGAGUAUUUCGAUACAAAAAGGAACGGCGUUGCUCACUUCCUAUUCAGAAGUAUCGAUGCCGUCAAUACAGCAAUCUCACAGCGCAUUCACAUUGGAGAGGGUAGGUAUGAUUUGAAGCGUGGUCUGUGCUCGUGGAUGAAGCAAAGUUUCGCCCGUGUAUUGGAGGAAUUGGACCAACCAUCCGGAGUGAAUUCCACAGAGCCAUCAACUUCGUUCUCGUUCUCGUAUCCUCCGCGACCAGAUAGCUCCGCUUCCACUCAGUUUCCACGGAAUGACAAGGGCCCCAAACGCCCCCUCAAGCGUGCGUGGGAUGCAUUGGGGGGGCGUUUCCGUGCCAAGGGUCGUUCCGCCUCUGUCACAACCACACCUUCCGCUUCCGAUUGUGAAGCGCCCACGCCACCACACCACGAGCGUGGAGAGAGCGCAGAUCUUAGUCAGAGGGCAGUGGUUCUGAGUGGGGCGAAUGCUUCAGAAACGAACCUGACUUUUCAGUUGCGGAUUGCAUUGGGCGGUGAGAUGGGGACAAUUGGUUCGACUCGCAAUGUGGAAAUUAGUAUUCAGCCACCUUCUCCACCCUCCCCGACGCGGUCUCUUGCAGAAUCCACUAGAACUGUUAAACCUCUACCUGGCAUCAAAAAGUCUCGAGCGCAUGAAGACACUCGGUUCACCAACAUAUCGGCGGCGCCAACAGCAGCGCCAACAAGCCCCCUGUGGGUCCCGAUUGUGGAGGUCAAUAAUGGCGCGGGAUUGUCCCAUGGCUCUCGCCAUCCCCGAACACCAGAUUCCGAUGUCGUUCUCUAUCCUUCUUCUAAAUCCACUUCUCCCAUUUCAUCACCUCCUAAUCCGUCGACACCGCUACCUCGCGUCAGUGCAGAGCCAUCAACGAGUAAUCCAUUUCCUCAGGACAGCCGACCCGGGACUACGAGGGCAUCAUCCAGUAUUACCGAGCUGGAGGCAAAUCGAUCCAGCAAAGCUCAGCCUCCUGAACGUCAAUGGCUUCGUAAUGCACCGUCAUUUUCAGCCGAGAUUACAGGACCUUCUGAGUCCCCAAACAGGCAGUCUAGUGAAUCAACCGAGUCAGUUCCGCGUGAUCAGACGGCCAAUCCAUCGGCACCGCCUGGUACUGCCGAGCCGUCUUCGAAUGAUUCAUAUCCUCAGGACGACCGAUCCCGGGCUUUAGGGGCGCCACCCAAUCAUGCCGAGCUGGAUGCGAAUAUACCCAAAUCCAGCAGUGCUAUACAUCCAAAGGCUCCUGACCGUCAAUGGCUUCGUGGUGCACCGUCUGCUUCAGCAAAGUUUCCAUCACCCUCAGGGUCCGCAAGCAGACGGUCCGGCGAAUCAAAAGAAUCUCGCUCAGUUCUGCGUGAUCAGACGGCUAAACUGAGGACUGGCAAUGCGGCUCUAGGAUCGGGGUCGAAUUUAGCCCCGAAAAAUGUCGGCAUACCGUCUCGUGUUACAUCUCCGCCCCCACCCAAAAGUGCAUUGACAAGGGUCCGGUCACCCACCAAUCCAUCCUUAUCAUCACUGCGAUACCCGCCCACGCGCCCCAGAAAUUCAGAAACCAGAAGUGGCUUUGGCUAUGAGACAUCGGACACGGAUACAUCAAAACGCAUCGUACCUAAGCGACCGGCUCCAGCUGAUCAUGGCUCCGAAGCAGAAUCGGAAAUCCCCCCAACACCCAGGAAUAGGCCGCUGGCAACGACUGGGGCCAAUCGGCCAUCUUCAACCAGGACGCGUAAUCAGAGGGAAAUGGAUAGUUCAGUGUUGCGUUCAUCCCGAGUUCGCAGAGGAGCGACAGGGUCGGCUCUGCAUAUGGAGCGGGCUCCGAGCACAUCCCACCCUUGA